Messenger RNA from Nerophis ophidion (straightnose pipefish), 4684 nucleotides. Its product is annotated as gastrula zinc finger protein XlCGF57.1-like. The record is from RefSeq and is a predicted model, not a curated record. The transcript is spliced from 3 exons. Lineage: Eukaryota; Metazoa; Chordata; Actinopteri; Syngnathiformes; Syngnathidae. The coding region runs from base 185 to 2020 and encodes 611 amino acids. Gene Ontology annotation, biological process: regulation of DNA-templated transcription. Gene Ontology annotation, molecular function: DNA-binding transcription factor activity, RNA polymerase II-specific; RNA polymerase II cis-regulatory region sequence-specific DNA binding.
GUGGCAAGAAGAACAUAGCAAAAUGGCGGACUGAGUUGCUGCGGCUUUCGAUCUUUUUACCUUUGUGGAUUUAAAUAUAGCAUCAAAAACCUCAGUAGUUGUCUUUUCUAAAGCCCACGGAACGGAAGUUGAGUUUGGAGCGUUGGAGUGUUACCUGAAGUGAAGAUUGAAGACGUGAUAGAAGAUGGACGACUACUGCUGUGCUAAGAUGGCGACGUCAUGUCAAAGAGAAACUGAAAGAGAAUCGACUUCCAGAAAAAAGACAGAAACUGCAGAUAAAGACGUCCAGCAGCUGAUUAGUCAUCCAGAAGAACUUCUCACUCCGUUGCCGGCUGGGAGCUCCACUUUGAAGCAGGAGACUCCACAACCACCCUGCAUUAAAAAGGAAGAGGAGGAACUCUGCAUCACUCAGGAGGGAGAGUGUCUUCUAGGACGAGAGGAAGCUGAUUACACCAAGUUGCCACUGACUGUUGUCUCUGUGAAGACUGAAGAUGAUGAAGAGAAACCACAAGUGGACAACCUCUUAGCUCCACUAUCAGAUAGUGAGGCUGAAGACGAGGUUGAAAAACCUUUGAACAGCGAUACAGACUGUGAAAGGGAUAUGAGGACUCACACUGACAACAAACACUCUGAAUGCUCUACAAAGAAGAGAGACUUAUACCAGCUGAUUGGUCAUCCACAAGAACUUCCAUCUCAGUCGCAGGGGCAGGACUCCACUUUGAAGCAGGAGACUCCACAACCACCCCGCAUUAAAAAGGAAGAGGAGGAACUCUGGAUCAUUCAGGAGGGAGAGUGUCUUUUAGUACCACAGGAAGCUGAUCUCAUUAAUUUUCCACUGACUGUUGUCUCUGUGAAGACUGAAGAUGAUGAAGAGAAACCACAACCAGACAACCUCUUAGCUCCACUAUCAGAUAGUGAGGCUGAAAAUGAGUUUGAAGAACCUUUGAGCAGCGAUACAGACUGUGAAGGUGAUAUGAGGACUCACACUGACAACAAACACUCUGAAAGCUCUUCAAAGAAGAGAGGUAAAACAUGUUUGAGCUGCUCAGUUUGUGCUAAAAGCUUUGCUGAAAAGAGCAAUUUGACUCAACACAUGAGAGCACACACAGGAGAACAAACAUUUAACUGUUCGGUGAACAAAAAACACUCUGGAAACUCUAAAAUUAACAUGAGUAAAAAAUAUUUGCGCUGUUCAGUUUGUCCAAAAAGCUUUUCUCAUAAGGGCAAUUUGAUUAGUCACAUGAGAACGCACACUGGGGAAAAACCAUAUACAUGUUCAGUUUGCGGUAGAAGCUUUUCUCAAAACAGCAGUUUGACAAAACACAUGACAACACACACUGGAGAAAAAAGAUUUACUUGUUCGGUUUGCAGACACAGCUUUUCUCUAAAGAGCAGUUUGACUAAACACGCGAGAACGCACACCGGAGAAAAACCAUUUACUUGUUCAGUUUGCGGUAAAAGAUUUACUCAAAAGAGUAGUGUGACCGGCCACAUGAGAACACACACAGGAGAAAAAACAUUUAAUUGUUCAGUUUGUGGUAAAGGUUUUUCUCAAAAGAAUCACAUGGUUCCACACAUGAGAACACACACGGGAGAAAAAAACUUUAAUUGUUCAGAUUGCGGCAAAAGCUUUUCUCUAAAGAGCAGUUUGACCAAACACAUAAGAACUCAUACAGGAGAAAAACCAUUCCGUUGCUCAGUUUGCGCUAAAAGCUUUGCUACAAUGUGGCAAUUGACACAACACAUGAUAACACACAAUGAUCCAAAAGCAUUUAGUUGCUCAGUUUGUGCGAAGAGCUUUUCACGAAACAGCUAUUUGACUCAGCACAUGAGAACACACACAGGAGAGAAUCAAUUUAAUUGUUCGGACUGUGGUAAAAGCUUUUUUUCCAGACAAGGAUUGGUUCAACACAACAUGAAACACACUGGAGAAAAACCAUUUAGUUGUUCAGUUUGCAAUCAAAGCUUCCGUUAUAAUACUGUCGCACUAAGACACUUAAAAACACACAAGGGAAAAUAACGAAUCAGCAGCCGAAGUUUGAGGCAAACCCAGGAACUCUUCAUAAAUGAAGUUUGUUGUUGUUCAAAAUAUCUGAGAGGUCCGCUCAAAUUGGUAUUAACUGGAGCAGGGGUGGGCAUUACGUCGAUCGCGAGCUACCGGUCGAUCGCGGAGGGUGUGUCAGUCGAUCUCAAGCCAGGCAUUAAAAAAACAGACAUAAAAAUGAGCGAUCAUCAAUCUUCACCGAGACUUAACUUUCGUCAGUUGUUUGACAUUCUCGGCAACCGAGGAUCUUGUGAGAUGACGCUGGCUGCUGCCAGUUCAUUAUUAAAGGGGAACAUUAUCACAAUUUCAAAAGGGUUAAAAACAAUAAAAAUCAGUUCCUAGUGGCAUGUUGUAUUUUUUGAAGUUUUUCUCAAAAUUUUACCGGUCUCCGAAUAUCCCUUAAAAAAGCUUUAAAGUGCUUGAUUUUCGCUAUUUGCGAUGCCACUAUCCAUUUCCCUGUGACGUCAUACAGUGCUGCCAAUGUAAACAAACAAUGGGAAUACCACAGCAAGAUAUAGUGACAUUAGCUCGGAUUCAAACUCGGAUUCCAGCGACUUAAGCGAUUCAACAGAUUACGCAUGUAUUGAAACAGAUGGUUGGAGUAUGAAAGUGUUGAAGAAGAAACUGAAGCUAUUGAGCGAAUAGCUAUUGACGCUAUUCAUAGCCAUAGCAUGGCCGAAUAGCUGCGUUAGCAUCGCCGGUAAAAUGUGCGGACCAAACGAUCAGGACUUUCGCAUCUUUUGACACUGGAGCAACUUAAAUCCGUCGAUUGGUAAGUGUUUUUUUUUCACAUUAAAUGUGGGUGGAAGGAAACGUAAUAUAGUUGCAAAUGCAUCUGCAGGUUAUCCAUACAUCUCUGUGCCAUGUCUGCUUUAGCACCGCCGGUAAAUAGCAAGUUAGCAUCGAUUAGCGUAGCAUGUUAGCGUCGAUUAGCUGGCAGUCAACAUCAACAAAACUCACCUUUGUGAUUACUGUGACUUUUUCGUUACAAAUGCAUCUGCAGGUUAUCCAUACAUCUCUGUGCCAUGUCUGCUUUAGCACAGCCGGUAGAUAGCAUGUUAGCGUCGAUUAGCGUAGCAUGUUAGCAUUGAUUAACUGGCAGUCACGCCGCGACCAAAUAUGUCUGAUUAGCACAUAAGUCAACAUCAACAAAACUCACCUUUGUGAUUUAGUUGACUUUAUCGUUGCAAAUGCACCUGCAGGUUAUCCAUACAUCUCUGUGCCAUGUCUGUCAUCGCCGGUCAAAUGGGGAGACACUUUGGUACAUUCAAUGGGGGUCUGGCGGCAGACACUUUGGCAUCUUCGGGCCAGUGGUGCAACUUGAAUCCCUCCCUGUUAGUGUUGUUACACCCUCCGACAACACACCCACCAGGCAUGAUGUCUCCAAGGUUCCAAAAAAUAGUCGAAAAAACGGAAAAUAACAGGGCUGAGACCCGGUGUUUGUAAUGUGUUGAAAAUGAAAAUGGCGGCUGUAUUACCUCGGCGACGUCACAUUCUGACGUCAUCCCCUCCAGAGCGAUAUACAGAAAGGCGUUUAGUUCGCCAAAAUUCACCCAUUUAGAGUUCGGAAAUCGGUUAAAAAAAUAGAUGGUCUUUUUUCUGCACCAUCAAGGUAUAUAUUGACGCUUACAUAGGUCUGCUGAUAAUGUUCCACUUUAAGAAAGAAAUCACUGACAGGACGGAUUGAAACACUUUAUUUCAACGGACUCUUGGGCCGAACCUGCUGUCAAAACUCUAAAGAGCGACUGCACAGUUCCUGUCUUCACCAUAAAAGACCUGUUUCAUCCUGCCUGUGCUAUCAAAAUAAAAGUCUCAGAAAGCUAGCGUGCACAAGCUAGCAAGCUACAGAGUUUGAUGCCAAUGUAUUUCUCCCCCGCCCUCAGCGACCGCUUUCUCACUUGCUUGCCCACCCGCACAGUCACUGACGUCACUCACCUGCUGCCAGACAUUAAAGGGCCACACACAUAUGCUACUCUCAUAACAAAGUGUUUAAAAACGAGUGUGCAAGUUGGACAAAUUAGAUGCCAAAAACCAACCACUUUCAUGUGGUAUUGGACAGAAAGGACAACUUUUUUCUCCUCCGUUUGAAAAUGCGGACGUUAUCAGCACCACUGUCUGAUUCCAAUCAAUGCAAGUCAUCAGAAUCAGGUAAUACACCAACUUAUAUUCUUGUCUUCAUGAAAGAAAGGAAUCUAUGUGUGUUAAACAUGCUUGUAUUGUCAUUAAACACCAUUAACUUGUUAACAAAAAUGUCUCUUUCAUGAAUAAAUAAAUAUAAAAUAUAAAUAUGAAUGAGGUAGACCUCCUCGACUUGGUCAAUAGAAAAGUAGCUCACCUGCAGAAAAAGUGUGAGCACCCCUGAUUUGGAGUAUAAGCUCAUGUCCUCAUGACCCCAUGUCCUCUGCGUACCUGAAACUUUCUUGAAUAAUAAGUUAGAUGAUACUUGUAGUGCUUGGUUGCUCCUUCCGAAGACCAGAAAGACCUGAUGACAUUUGUGAGGUUUUUGCUGGCAUUUACAGUUGUGAUCAAAAUGAUUCAACCCCCACACAAUUUGGGUGUUUUAGCAAGUUGGACAUUUAUUCCGUAUUUUGUUUAUAGUCAUAUCAAAUAAAGAUGUGUCAAAUAGACAAAUGCAACUUA